UUAGCCCACUGUCCUCUUCUAAUACACUGUAACUGGUAGGUGUUCUGUGGCGGCACUUCUUGUUGACGCCGCUUUUGACGCCGUGAGGUUAUGAGUUCUACGGAUGAGGAGCUUGACCUGAGCGAGAUCGAUGUCUUUGCAACAAGAAAGAGAAAGGCCGAGCCCAAGUCGCAAGUGCCGGCAUGCGCUACCGUAAACACUCCCGGUACGACGGUUGUUCGCAUGGAAGAGAAGCUGGCCAUUGCAAGCCUGGAAGCGAGCAGUCUCCGUCGGAGGAAUAAGCGGAGCCGCAGUGAGCAGCGUCGCCUGGCUCGCAUGAGGAGACAGCAGACGUCGGCUACGGUGGGUAGCACUAGUGAGGAUCAGCAAAAGUGGCAGCAGGUGCGCCCCUUUCUUACUGUAAACGACCACCUUGAAGGUCCAGUGCCUCAUGGCAGCUGUGGGCCCAAGACGGAGCUUGAAUCUCUGGUCGAAGCAGCCAUUGCGGACGGUGACUUUGAGAAGGCAGAGAUGCUGAGCGACCACUUGGCUAACCGGCAGUUUGCUGUGAAGAUUGCUGAUGCCUUUGCUGCCAAGCGGUGUGCUGAGGAGCAAGAAGCCAAGAGAAGGAGGGACUACGUCAAGAGGCAGGCCAAGUUACCAUGGGGGUUUGAAGCGAAAGAGCGGUGGCAGAUGAAAGGCAAUAUGUGACUGAAUGACUGUAUGAUGGACACAAGGAUGUGGCAUUGCAGGUGUAUGGUAGUACCAUUGCCGGCAUGAAAACUUGAUCUUAUAGUCAUCUGCUGGUAUCGACUCCUUACUGUGGCCUUACCAGCAUCUGACUGCAAGUGUGCUGGCACGCAUCGAUUUUCGCAACUCGCGACGCCUCGUCUUGCCGAUGUACUUGAACACAUGCUUCGUCGGUGCUUACAACUUGCACGCUUGCAUUAACAAUGGUCGCUUAUUAUGUUACAACGAACUUGAAAGAAGAAAAGCAAGACUCUGGUCAUAUGUGUCAUAUUAUUGUUCAAAGGAGCAAUAAAAUAAUUAUGUUAGAAAAAUUGA
Rhipicephalus microplus (southern cattle tick) is the source of this 1044-nucleotide messenger RNA. Its product is annotated as protein FAM204A. The record is from RefSeq and is a predicted model, not a curated record. Lineage: Eukaryota; Metazoa; Arthropoda; Arachnida; Ixodida; Ixodidae.